AUGAGCGUCAUUGACCAGGCUUUUGGCCGCAAUGAUGGGCUACGCCAGAAGAUUUACAAUGUUAUCAAAUCGGCACCAGCCCAACGACCGUUGUUCGAAGAAAUAGCAUCAUACCACCUCCGCCAUUCGCUACCCGUUGCCAAUGGCAUCUCAGAAGCAGAUGGCGCAGAGGAACCUGCAGCAAAGAAGAGAAAGCUUGCCAAUGGCGCUUUACCCAUCCAUGGUGCGGACGCGAAGGCAGCCCAGAUACUAGAGGUCAAGGACGUCUCCUUCUCCAUUCCUCAACGCAAGAAGUUGCAUUUCAGAAUCGCCCAGUACUCCGCUCCUGACCAGACUACGAUCGGGGUGCAGGCCAUUAAUCCGACUAGUGGUCAGGUUGAAUAUGAGUUGCCAGGCUCAGAGAUAGCGAACGUUCUAUGCCUGCCCGUUCCAGAGAAGGCUUCCAAACAGUUCAACUAUAUCUUUCUCCCCAAUGCGGCAUCGACUUUCGAGCCGGUACUUUUCACUUUGCCUGCUACACCGCUCAAGCCUGGCACAUUCACUCUGCCUUCCUCGGCAACGACCCUCGAUGAAGCACUGAAUCAUAUCCUGCCGUCACACAAUCUAUCGUUGACAUUACCAAAUGCCGAUGAGUUCGCUAGUGCCACGCCAGAACCUCACCGCAAGUCCGAGAAGGCGUACCACGUCAAAGCCUUCCGUGGCUCAAAAGACGGAUAUCUCUUCUUCCUGUCCACUGGCCUGUUCUUCGGCUACAAGAAGCCCUUGCUCUUUCUCUCAUUUAGUGACAUCGAAUCAAUCAGCUACACUAGCGUGCUGCAGCGUACCUUUAACCUUAACGUCGCUUACCAAAAACCCGGCGCCGAUGAGGGUGACGCGGAAGAGAUCGAGUUCAGCAUGCUCGACCAGGGUGACUUCCAAGGUAUCAAUGAGUAUGUGCAGCGGCACGGGCUGAACGACGCGAGCUUAGCGGCGGGCAGACGUGCCAAGUCCGAAACAAAGAAGAAGGGGGCAGCGGCAGCCAAUGGGGAGAUGGCCGAUGCUGAGCGAGAAGACGAUGACGGCCGCACCGAAUUGGAGAAGGCUGAACAGAUGCUACAAGAUGAAGAGGAUGAGGAUGAGGAGGACUUUGAGCCCAGCGAUGGCGAUGACGAAGACGAAGGAAGUGGGAGCGAAGAUGACAGUGACGAAGAUGACGAGCCAAAGGCAAAGAAAGAUUUGGUCCAAGAUGAGCUUGGCUCCGAGGCGGAAGAUGUCGAGAUCAGCGACGAGGAAGAUGAUGAUGGUGACGACGACGACGAGGAUGAUGCCCCCAAAGGUGACAUUCCACCUGCAAAAGCCGUCACACAACAGCCGAAGAUCGCGGCACCCAUGCAGCCAGCUGCUAGGGGAGGUUGGGGUGUGCCCGAUCCAUACGAUGAAGACCAGCUAUGA
This is a messenger RNA of Cyphellophora europaea CBS 101466, 1431 nucleotides long. RefSeq lists its product as uncharacterized. NCBI's taxonomy places the organism in Eukaryota, Fungi, Ascomycota, Eurotiomycetes, Chaetothyriales, Cyphellophoraceae. The transcript is spliced from 3 exons. The record is from RefSeq and is a predicted model, not a curated record. Bases 1 to 1431 code for a protein of 476 amino acids. Gene Ontology annotation, molecular function: nucleosome binding; histone binding.